Molecule: messenger RNA, 612 nt
Organism: Eleginops maclovinus (Patagonian blennie)
Lineage: Eukaryota; Metazoa; Chordata; Actinopteri; Perciformes; Eleginopidae
Product: methyltransferase-like protein 27
Exons: 5
Coding region: 1-612 (203 amino acids)
Molecular function (GO): methyltransferase activity; protein binding
Source: RefSeq, a predicted model, not a curated record
AUGUCAGACGGCAGCAGGACUGUGGACAAAGUGAAGACCCUCCUCAAGCCCUUUAAAGACUCCGAUCUACAGCAGACCAUAAAGUUGUACGACAGCUUGGCAGAGACGUAUGAUCAGGAUUUAGACAUGCUGACCUACAGAGCUCCACAUCUGGCCGUGGACUUCCUGGAUGUUAACUUCCCCGGUGUUCGUGAGAAGGUUCAGAUCCUGGAGGUGGCCUGUGGGUCGGGCUUGGUGGCGAAACUGAUGGCUGAACUGGGCUUCAGGCACUUUGUGGGGGUGGACUGCAGUAAACGCAUGUUGGAUCAGGCUGCAAAGACUGGCCUCUACCAGGACCUCAGACAGGCCUUACUGGGACCCGAGCCGCUGCCUGCACAGACCGGUGUCUUUGAUGUGGUGAUUGGGGUCGGGGCGCUGGAUGCUGGUUUUGCACCGGUCAGUGUUGUCAGGGAUCUCUGCCACACCGCCAGACCAGGAGGGAUGGUGUGCAUGGUGCGGGGCGACCACCGCGGUGCUGCGUCAGAGGGCUACAGGGAGGACCUGCAGAGAGAGCUGCAGCUGAUGGAGGACAAGUGGCUGUGGAGGCCAGCACUCAAGCAGUCCCCCAGAUAA